AUAUUGCUUCGUACCAAACCCGAAAAGCAAACUUAGGAAACGCAAAGGGAGAAUAAAUUGGAGAAAACGAAGCUGCCUCCAUUCACUCACUCGCUGCUCGCUGCUCGCUGCUCGCUGUAACAAUUUCACUCGUGGUCGGAUGAAAGGCAAGAAGUGGAAAAAGAAGGGGAAAACUUUCAUUCAAUUAAAUAAAAAAAAUAAACUUAUGAAGAAAAAGGAGGAUGCAGGGGUUAAGCCAAGUAGUAUGAUAGAUCAAGCUUUUCUCCCUAUUAUUGACUCAGCAGGAGUCUCUGCUUCUGUUGCUUCUCCAGCUCCUGCAUCUAGUGUUGGUAGAGCUUCCUCACCAGAUAAAGAGAAAGACGAGGAAGAUUUCAAGGACCUUUCUGGUUUUAUAUUUCUGUGCAGCGGAGAGACAAAACUUGAUUGUUUCAGAUUUCGUGUUUUUGGGCUUCGUUCAAAUAAAAAGGAAAUUGUAGAAAAGAUUAAACCUGGAACAAAGCUCUUCCUCUUUGAUGUUGAGUUGAAGCUCUUGUAUGGUGUGUAUGAGGCUAUAUCCUCUGGAAAAAUAGACUUGGAAGCACAUGCUUUUGGAGGCAAAUUUCCAGCACAGGUGAAAUUUCAAAUUUUUAAGGAAUGUCUUCCCCUGCAAGAAUCUUCUUUCAGACAUGCUAUAAAGGACAAUUAUCAUGGCAGAAAGUUUGAACCCGAAUUAAAUGAUCAUCAAGUGAGGAAUCUAUUAUCCUUAUUUUAUCCCCUGACUGAAUCAGCAGCAGCAGCAGCUGUGUCCCAUCCACUGGCACCGUCUUUGGCUAAUGUUGGCUUGCCAAAGAUUAUGCCCGCCUUGGCUGUGAAAGAUCAGGUUAAGUUGCUGCCGUAUCCUCAGGAAGUGGGUCCAUCAAUUGCCAAUGUUGGCCCACUAAAUACUAAUCCUGCUUUUGCUAAGGAACAUCAGGUGCAGGAUGAACCCAAGCACCAGCCUCGUUCGUCAACUGCUUUUGUAGAUGAGCAAAAUUCUGGUGAUGCUGUGGAAAUUGAUUCAUUUGAGGACACCCACGAUGAAUCUGACCGACAGGAUGAUCUUUCUGGCUUUAUAUUUAUGUGUGGUAGAAAUACAAAACAUGAUUGUUACAGAUUCCGUGUUUUUGGGCUUCCAUUAAACAAGCAAGAAAGGAUAGAAAAGAUUAAGCCAGGAGCAAAGCUUUUCCUGUUUGAUUUCGAGUUGAAGCUUCUGUAUGGUGUAUAUGAGGCAACAUCCACUGGAAUAAUAAACUUGGAACCACUUGCUUUUGGAGGCAAAUUUCCAGCACAGGUGAAAUUUCGAAUUUUUAAGGAAUGUCUUCCCCUGCCAGAAUCUUCUUUCAGACAUGCUAUAAAGGACAAUUAUCAUGGCAGAAAGUUUGAACCUGGACUAAAUGAUCAUCAAGUGAGGAAUUUAUUAUCCUUAUUUCAUCCCCUAGCUGCAUCAGUAACAGCAGCAGCACCGCCCCAUCCACUGACAAAAGUGGGCCAGUCUUUUGCUAAUGUUGACAUGCCAAAGAUUACAUCCUCCUGGGCCAUAGAAGAUCGGGUGAAGAUGCUGUCUUGUGCCCAAGCAAAAGUGGGUUCAUCAUUGGCCAAUGUUCCACCACCAAAUACAAUUCCUGCUUUGUAUAUGGAACAUCAUGUUAAGUAUUCCUCGAUGCCCACUUCGGCGGAGGAUCCAUAUAUGACCAGAAUGCAGCACUUUCAUCCUCCACCCAUUGUGGAAUCUCAACGAGUCUAUGAACUCCAAAGUGCUCAGCAUGGUUGGCUUAGAACCACGAACUUCGUGGAGAGUGCUCUUACAGUUGCGGAGCAUAAACAGUUGACUGCUCCCAGUCAUGCAUAUUCUCAUCAACCACAUGUCACUCAAGGCAUUUCCACCGAUAUACGGAAUCCAUAUCUCAGGUAUGGAUCAAUGCAAGGCGGGGUCCCGUCGCUGCCACAUCUCAUGGAGCUAAAUGACAAGAAUUACCAAUUGUACUCGGGAGUAGAGCGAGGAAUGCUGCCACCUCAAGAGAGUAUUGUUACACGCAACUACUACUCUGGCCCUUCAGCUCCUUAUGCUCCUCCUGUUCUGCAGCAAUAUGCUUCAUCAGAAGCUGUAAUACAAGAAGGGACUUCUUCCAUGUCAUUCGAGUAUUCACUUGUAAGGCGUCUUGGCCUUGAAUCGGCAGCGGUAGCAGCUAUGGGAAAUUGCUGCUCCGACGAGAACGGUGGACAUUCGGCGGUUGGCGGUACCGGUGCUUACGUGGCAAAUCAAAACAACGGUCAUAACGAAGCCGUCGAUGCUCUUCUCAAGUCUCGCGGUUACCAAGGGCUCUACUCGCACGUCGAGUUGUCUCUAUCUGCUACUGGUUUGCGUGAUCGCGAUGUGCUUUCCAAGAGCGAUCCUAUGGUAGUCAUUUAUUCAAAAGGAAGAGAUGGUUCAUUGCAAGAGCUUGGCCGUACAGAAGUAGUUCCAAACUCAUUGAAUCCCAAGUGGAUUACAAAGUAUACUAUUGCCUAUCAUUUUGAGACAGUGCAGAAUUUGGUGUUCCGUGUCUGUGAUGUUGACACUCAAUUUCAUAAUCAAGAUGUCAAGAUGCUUAAACUGGAGGAUCAGGACUUUCUUGGUGAGGCUAGUUGCACAUUAUCUGAGAUUGUCACAAAGUCAAACGGGUCCCUGACCUUAGACCUUAUACCUGGAGAACAAUCUUCUGGUCCAACGCAUGCCCAAAAAUCUGGUAAGCUUACUGUUUGUGCUGAAGAAAGUGUUGCCUCAAAGACUACUGUAGAGUUGAAAUUGAGAUGUUCAGAAUUGGUGUCCAAGGAUUUGUUCUCAAAAAGCGAUCCAUUUUUGGUGAUAUCUAAAUUUACAGAGAGUGGAAUGGUGGUUCCAAUUUGCAAAACAGAAGUUAUAAAAGAUGAUCAUACUCCAAAUUGGAAACCAGUUACCGUGAAUAUUCAACAAGUUGGAAGUAAGGACAGUCCAUUGACUAUUGAGUGUUAUGACUUCAAUUCAAACGGAAAGCAUGAUUUAAUUGGCAAGGUUCAGAAAUCACUAGCAGAUUUAGAAGUGUUGCACUCGACUGGUUCGAGUGCAAAUCUUUUCACACCAGCUGCAUUAGGACAAAAUUCGCAAAACAAGGUCCUAAAGAGCCAGCUUUUUGUGGAAAGCUUUUUCGAGAAAACACAGCAUACAUUCCUCGAUUACUUGGCAUGGGGCUAUGAACUUAACUUCAUGGUGGCCAUUGACUUUACUGCUUCAAAUGGAAAUCCACGCUUACCUGAUUCAUUGCAUUAUAUCGAUCCUUCAGGACGGCCAAAUGAUUACCAGAGAGCCAUCUUGGACGCUGAAGAGGUAUUGCAGUUCUACGAUAGAGACCGACGUUAUCCUGCUUGGGGUUUCGGAGCGCGGCCAAUUGAUGGCCCUGUUUCUCAUUGCUUCAAUCUAAAUGGCAGCAGUGACUACUGUGAGGUGGAAGGAAUCCAGGGUAUCAUGACGGCAUACAUGAGUGCCCUUUAUAAUGUUUCACUUGCAGGACCAACUAUAUUUGGACCAGUUGUUACGUCAGCUGCAGAUAUAGCAAAUCAGUCUUUGAUGAAGGGCGAGCGGAAGUACUUCAUUUUGUUAAUAAUCACGGACGGAGUGAUAACAGAUCUCCAAGAAACAAUGGAUGCCCUUGUUCAUGCGGCGGGUUUGCCAUUGUCAAUUCUUAUUGUUGGGGUUGGAGGAGCUGAUUUCAAGGAAAUGGAGAUUUUAGACGCUGAUAAAGAGAGGCUUGAAUCAACACAUGGAUGUGUUGCAGUGCGUGACAUAGUCCAAUUUGUUCCCUUCCGGGAUGUACAAAGUGGAGACUCUGUCCUUCAAGCACUUUUAGCAGAAUUACCUUCCCAGUUUUUGGAAUAUAUGCGGCUCAAAAGGAUCCAGCCAACUUCAUGAUCAUACAAGAAUUGUACAUACAAAUGUUGAUUUGUGUGAUGUCCUGUUAAAAUCACCAUUUUCUAGCUUGUUCCCCAAUGGUGUCAAAAGUUUUGUUUUUGGAUGUCUCAUUUCGUCUUUUCUUUCCUAUUUCCCAGAAAGUUGUACUUAAUUAUAUUUCUUCAUACUCGUGUUCUUAUUUAUUUUGUUGAUAAAAGUUCAGAGGAAGCUCGUUACCUUUGUACUGACUGAGUAAAUGUAAUCUCGUCAGGGUGAGAGGAUGUUGCAAAUUCCUUUUGUGACUAUCUACAAAUUACUUUGCUAUUUAA
This is a messenger RNA of Solanum dulcamara, 4251 nucleotides long. RefSeq lists its product as uncharacterized. Bases 140 to 3943 code for a protein of 1267 amino acids. Gene Ontology annotation, molecular function: calcium-dependent phospholipid binding. Lineage: Eukaryota; Viridiplantae; Streptophyta; Magnoliopsida; Solanales; Solanaceae. Gene Ontology annotation, cellular component: plasma membrane. Gene Ontology annotation, biological process: cellular response to calcium ion. The record is from RefSeq and is a predicted model, not a curated record. The transcript has 25 exons.